AUGGCGGGCCCGGGCAGCGACGGGGACCUGCGGCGCCUGCUGAAGCUGCACCGCACCGAGAUCGCCAUGGCAGUGGACGACGUCUUCCCACUGCUGCAUGGCCUGGCGGACCACGAUGUCGUCCCUGACCACAUCUUCAAGGAGACGCUGAGCCGGGCGGAGCGGGAGGGCUCCCACCGCGCUUUCCACGCGCUGCUCACCUGGCUGCUGGGCCGCCACACCGCCGCCCUCCGAGACUUCUGGGCCGUCCUCUUCAAGGACUACAACCUGGAGCGCUACUCGCGGCUCCGGCCUCUCCGCGGCGCCUUCCCCAGAGAGGUGGAGCUGGGGCGGCAGCGCCGUGGAAGGCGUCUCUCCCCAAGCCCCACAGCACCGGCCCCACACAGACCCCAAGGCAAGAGGAAAGCCCCCGAGGAGCGGGACAAGGCCCGGGCGGCACAGCCCGCUCCACGGCACAGUGCCAGCCCUGGGCCCCUGGUGAAGGCAAAGACUGUGAAGAAGCCGGAGGGCACAGAUACCCCCCGCACCUCUCGUGCCAGCGCUCUCCAGGCAGUGGCUGCCUCGGUGCAGAGAGCGGUGGCUGUGGCAGGUGGUGAGGUGCCCGUCAGCCGUGGGGCCAUCGAGGGCAUCCUCAUUAAACACGUGCUGGACCCAAACAGCUCCAAGACAGGCAGCAGAGCUGGUGACAAGCCAUAUACCCCAACUGCCUGCGAGGAGCCAGAGGCCAGGAGCAAAAGCCACAGUCUGAAGCCCCCCACCCAGCCCAAGGCAUGCCAAAGUAACAGGGAACCCCAAUUGCACCCCCAGGGCCAGCUGCAAGCAGCCACUGUCUACAGCCAGGAUCCUGUGCCCCACCAGGAGAACGAGGAUGAGUGUGCAGCAUGCGGUGAUGGUGGUGAGCUCAUCUGUUGUGAUGGCUGCCCCAGGGCCUUUCACCUUGCCUGCCUGGUGCCCCCGCUGCCCCACGUCCCCAGCGGGACGUGGCGAUGUGGCUCCUGUGUGGAGAACGUGACUGAACCAGGCCAGCUGCUGGAGGCAGACUUGCCUGUGGAGAGACCCCCCGAGGUCCUGGGGGAGGCGGCGCGGGACACCCAGCCGGGUGGAGUGGAGGGGAGCGUCUGCAGCCGCUGCUGCGCCCGGGUCCCCACUCCCCACCACUGUCCUGCUCCCAGUGGGGACCCCACGGGGCUACAGCUGUGCAUGUCCUGCACGGGCACCCUGGACACAGGAGGUCUGGGCACCACUGCAGCAUCUGGAGACCAACUGCUUCCAGCAGCCAAGGCAGAGGAUGGAGCCCUUGGCAGUGACCCUGUGCUGAGCCGGGAGGAGCUUGAUGCACUGCUAGGUGAGAGCACAUGGGAUGGGAUCUUGCAGUGGGCAUUCCAGACCAUGGCACGACCGCUGGCAGAAACACAGGGGCUCCUCACCUAGUGCACAGACCAAGCAGCAGAAUCCACAUGGCAAGCCAUGAAAAGGCAGCC
This is a messenger RNA of Camarhynchus parvulus, 1481 nucleotides long. Its product is annotated as autoimmune regulator-like. Gene Ontology annotation, cellular component: cytoplasm; nucleus. Gene Ontology annotation, molecular function: DNA binding; DNA-binding transcription factor activity, RNA polymerase II-specific; translation regulator activity. The record is from RefSeq and is a predicted model, not a curated record. Gene Ontology annotation, biological process: humoral immune response; regulation of transcription by RNA polymerase II. Lineage: Eukaryota; Metazoa; Chordata; Aves; Passeriformes; Thraupidae.